Messenger RNA from Rhizoctonia solani, 1404 nucleotides. Its product is annotated as major facilitator superfamily transporter. Bases 1 to 1404 code for a protein of 467 amino acids. Lineage: Eukaryota; Fungi; Basidiomycota; Agaricomycetes; Cantharellales; Ceratobasidiaceae. The transcript has 10 exons. Gene Ontology annotation, molecular function: transmembrane transporter activity. Gene Ontology annotation, cellular component: membrane. Gene Ontology annotation, biological process: transmembrane transport. The record is from RefSeq and is a predicted model, not a curated record.
AUGUCGGCUUCAGAUGCAGAUAGUUACAAACAGGGCCAGUCAUCUGUGGGCCAAGGUCUUGGAGAAAGCGAGAACAGUGGCGACCCAUUCAACGAAUCUCACGUCGUUGAAUAUCGACUAUACAAGCGGCGUUGGACUGGGUUGCUAGGAGUUUGUCUACUCAAUUUUGUCGCCGGUGCAGCAUGGUUCUGGUUUGCUUCAAUUGCUAUUCCAGUGUCGGAGGAUUUUGGCAUAUCACUCGGUCAAGUCAACUGGCUCGCCAAUUGCGUCAAUGUAGCAUUUUUACCCGUGUCGCUCGUUAUUCCUAGCUGCUUUAUCGGAACGAUUGUGACUUUGGUUGGAGCAUGGGUCCGCUACGCAGGAACCGCGCCGUCCCUUUCCCCCAACGGGAAAUUUGGAUUGUUGCUCUUUGGCCAAAUUUUGCUCGGAAUUGGCCAGCCCUGGUUCCUCAUAAUAGGCCCGAAAUAUAGCGAAGUCUGGUUCGAUCUGAAGGGACGAACAACGGCCACAAUGCUUGUGUCCAUCUCUAAUCCAAUCGGUACCUCAUUUGGCCAGAUAGUCGCCCCGUACUGUCCAUCAGUACGAGUUUCCAUACUUAUAUUGGCAAUAAUGACCACCGGCCUGGCUCCGUCCGUGCUGCUCAUAUAUUCGGCUCCCCCUACCCCACCCACGUUUUCAGGAUCUCAUCCUUCUCCCCCUCCUAUCCAAACGCUACGUGCCUUUUUGGGGCGCUCUCGAUCAGGAGAAAUCACUAUGACCCCACGAGAAAGGCUGGAUUCGGUAAUACUCCUACUGACAUUUGGCCUUAUGGUAGCUGCGCUUAAUACUCUCGGAAUUAUAUUAGCUCAAGCUAUCGCCCCGUACGGAUAUACACCCGAGGACGCUGGCAUCAUUGGUGGAGUGUAUGUCCUGGCGGGAAUUGUUGGUGCUGUGGUUAUCAUGCCUAUAUUCGAUCGAUAUUUGACCCACCACCUGGCACUUGCGUCCAAGGUAAUCACCACCAUGCUCGCGGCUUGCUUCAUUUCGCUCAUCUGGGCCGUUCGCGAAGAUAAUGCUCCUGCCAUAUACGUCAUUGUAGUGGUCCUGGGUAUCAGUUGCUUCACGCUGCUACCCAUCACUCUUGAGAUCGCUUGUGAAAUUACACGCAGCCCUGAGGCAUCGUCUGCGAUUCUGUGGCUCUUGGCGUACCUACUCACCACGAUAUUCAUUCCUAUUGUAGACCACAUGCGGGACGAUUCUCCAACGGCCAAUCCGCCAUCCAAUAUGCGACGUGGGCUUAUUUUCGAGGCAGGAAUCGCAGCCAGUUGCGUCGUGAUCAUUUUAGGGCUAAGAGGAAAACAAUCACGCCGAGAAUUGGAUGUGCAAAAGCAGCAAGAGGCAGCACGACGUGGUGUCAUAAUUUGA